Molecule: messenger RNA, 1520 nt
Organism: Aspergillus heteromorphus CBS 117.55
Lineage: Eukaryota; Fungi; Ascomycota; Eurotiomycetes; Eurotiales; Aspergillaceae
Exons: 3
Cellular component (GO): nucleus
Molecular function (GO): ATP binding; ATP-dependent chromatin remodeler activity; DNA binding
Source: RefSeq, a predicted model, not a curated record
ACAGCAGAGGUGACAGCGGCACAGGAGCUGGCCAAGAAAGGCAAAAGGGGACUGCUGGAGUUACUGAAACUCAAUUCCGAAGACGACUGGAGGGAGUGGUUAGUGUCAGACUUAGUCAAACCGUACUGGCUAGAACUUUGGGACUAUCUGGCGAAAAACCCGACUGCUAAGCAGAAGCGCGGAGCCGGGCUGGCCCGGAUCCAGGAGCUAAUAAUUAAAGGAGAAGCACGGGGCGUCGCGAAAUACAGCCGUCGCCAUGUCGAGAAAACCGGAUGGGAUCUUAACGAACACCUCGCAUACUUCGUCCAUAAUGUGAGAUCGGAAAACACGCACAGACGGGGGGGAGUGUUCUUUCAGAAGAACCUCCCUGAGAACAUCAUGGACACGGCAAUAUGGACUUUGAAGAACAUUCUCAUACAGAUGCAUAGCCCGUCGCAAAUAAAUAAGCCAAGUGGCGGAAAGGCGAUUUUCGGGGAGACCCUGCCAGAUGCAAAUGAUCUGCUCAUCCAACCAACAUUGGAGGAUUAUGAGAGGAUCUCGAUGCAUGAAAAGUGGCUAGACGCCCAGGAGUACCAAUUCGAUAAUCACGAGGAGGCCUGCAGGAACCUGGGUAUUGUUGAUAAGGCGAACCCCCGAAUAAAGGGCAUGCAGCGCGGGCAAGAGCUGAAAUUUUGGCAGCCGGUCUGCAUCAAUCGUGUGGCUGAAAUCAUGAGACUCGAUUUGCUGCGUGGCGCCAUCAUUGCUGAUGUUGUCGGCGUUGGUAAGACUUGGGAGGCCGUUGCAUUCCUCUUGCAUGUGACUGAGCAAGACAAGACAGAGCCUCCAGAGGGCCGUCCUGUGAUUAUUAUUGUCCCACCCCAUCUCAUCGACCAGUGGAUGGACGAGAUAAUGUCGAUAACUGAGGAAUUUCAGGUGUUGCUCUACUAUGGUGAUGCCCGCCGCCAGGUGGGAAGCUAUAUCAAAGACAAGCUGACAAAAAAGCACGAGAUCUUCAAAGGCGGGCUCGAGAGUGCACGUACUAUUGUGGUAACCUCAUACCAGACAUGGGAGGCACGCCAUGGCCCCAAGCAGUAAAAGCUUGGUGUGGCAGCAAGAAAAAGCCAUAUAACCCCGCCAAUCCGCACAUGCCCCCAGACUUCCCUGGCAAUCUAAAUGGACGCUUUGGAGUUGCUGUGUUUGAUGAAGCGCAUAUGCUUCGGAACAGGGAAUCGGGUAUCUCGUUUGCUUGCACAUGGCUACGUGCCGGGUUCCGCAUCCUGUUAACCGCCACACCCUUCUAUAAUGAUGUACGCGAUUUUCUGGGAUACAUCGGACUUCUCUUGCGCUCGAAUCCCGCUGCAAAGGCAACGUUCACCAGCAGCCGUGUACGCCAGAUUGUCGAGGCCCCUCCCGGGACAGAGGACGAGCGGUUGCUCUGCAGCCAGGAGUUUGUCACCAAGCACAUCCUUAGUAAGGAGGUACAGGACACGAAUACCAUUUCUUAUCGCUUGAGAAAGAUACUGCAGCGACUUAUGAUCCGC